Molecule: messenger RNA, 1884 nt
Organism: Aspergillus piperis CBS 112811
Lineage: Eukaryota; Fungi; Ascomycota; Eurotiomycetes; Eurotiales; Aspergillaceae
Product: co-chaperone SGT1
Exons: 2
Coding region: 154-1584 (476 amino acids)
Biological process (GO): protein stabilization
Molecular function (GO): protein-folding chaperone binding
Source: RefSeq, a predicted model, not a curated record
CUGCACUUUCACUUUCACUAAUUCCUUAUUCUCUUCGGAUAUUCCCUUAUAAACAACAACAAGCCUCACUUUCCACACAUCUCACACUCACCUCCUACAUAACCACAUACCUACCCACCCACUUCACCCACCUAACAAACACAACACCACAAAAUGAACGCCGCCUCUCUCGGCGACAGCGCUCUCCAAUCCUCCGACCCCACCACCGCAACGCUGCACUACACCACGGCCCUCCUCACGCACCCCCGAUCGCCCAGCUACUUCAUCAAGCGCUCCACCGCCUUCUCACGCCUAAAGCCGACGCCGAAUCUCCCCGCCGCGCUGCGCGAUGCCGAGUCCGCUGUGCUUCUUGCCCGCGAGCGGGGUAAACGCGAGUUGAUCGUCGAGGCGCAGCUGCGCAGAGCUAUUGUCUUGUUUCUCAUGGGAAGGUAUGUGGCUGCCGAGGGGGUGGUGGGGGUGGUGGAGCGGAUGGUGGGGUUGGAUAAGGAGGGGUGUAAUGGGGAUAAGGAUGAGGAUAAGGAGGAGAAGGUGAGGAGGGCGAUGGGGGGUGCAUCUUCUGCUGGGAAGGGUGUUGAGGCGGAGGUGAGGAUUUGGGGGGCGAAAAUUAGGGCGAAGGUUAAGGGGAAUGGGGAUGAGGAGGGGGAGAAGGUGGAGGAGGUUCCGGUGGGGGUUAAGGUGCCUGGGGAGAAGGAGUUGAGGGCGCAGUUGGAGGAGUUGAGGAAGGGUAAGAGUAAGAUUGGGAGUGUUAGUGAUGAGAAGGAGGGUCAGAAGGUUGAGGAUAAGGCUGAGAAGGUGGCAGAGGAGAAAGCCGAGGUUAAGGAAGCUCAGCAGCAGCAGCAGCAAGUCAAGGUCCGUCAUGAAUGGUACCAGUCCGGAGAGACGGUUGUCGUGACGUUGUACGUGAAAGGCGUGCCUAAGGAUAAAGUGGCCAUUGAGCUGAAAGAGGACUCGACAUCCCUCCAAUUCCCCCUCCCCUCCGGCGCCGAAUACGACUUCACCCUCGACCCGCUCUUCGCCCCCAUCGACCCCUCCACCUCCAAGGUCUCCGUCUUCUCCACCAAGAUCGAAAUCUCCCUGCGCAAGAAAGUCCCAGGCCAGAAAUGGAGCGCCCUGGAAUCCUCCUCCUCCUCCACCGGACUUACUACUCCCCAGCCAGUUACAACUACACCCAUCACCACUACCACUACCACACAAAUCAAACCACAAGCCCAGGGCCCAUCAUACCCUACCUCCUCCCGCCACGGCGCCAAAGACUGGGAUAAGCUUGCUUCAACCCUAACCCAGAAGUCGAAGAAGAAGGACAAACCCAAGAAGAAUAAAGACGCGACGACUAAGGCAGAAGGCAAAGGAGAAGAAGAAGAUGAUGAUGAUGAUGAACAAGCAUCCGACACCGAAUCCAUCAACUCGGACUUCGGAGGCGGCGAUGCCGUCGAUGGGUUCUUCAAGAAACUCUACGCUAAUGCGGACCCGGAUACUCGUCGCGCUAUGGUGAAGAGUUAUGUGGAGAGUCAGGGGACUUCGUUGAGUACGAAUUGGGAUGAGGUUGGUCAGGGGCCGGUUAAGGUUAGGCCGCCUAGUGAGUGAUUUCUUUCUUUUUAUACUUCUGUUCUGGAAGGAUAGAAUGGAGGAAUAAGGAAGAAGGGGGGAAGAGAAAUGGGGAUUGCGAAUUGCAAGCGUGGAGUUUUAUUUUCAAGGGUCUACUUACUAUCCAUGUUGUGGGUGCAUGUGGGUGGUGUUUAUGGUUUGAUUUCUUCUUCUCUUUGUUUUCUUAGCUUAGCUUAGUUAGCUUAGUUCUGCUCUGCUUGUAAUGGUAAUCUUGUUUGAGAUUGAGACUGUGGUAGAAGCAAGUAUAGUAUGAAAUAAUACUACUAUAUACAUGAAGAA